This is a messenger RNA of Penaeus monodon (black tiger shrimp), 1270 nucleotides long. RefSeq names its product oxysterol-binding protein-related protein 6-like. Lineage: Eukaryota; Metazoa; Arthropoda; Malacostraca; Decapoda; Penaeidae. The record is from RefSeq and is a predicted model, not a curated record.
CAAGCAAGAAAGGAGAAUGGGAGAUUUUGGAAGGCUUGAAGGAAGGUCAAAGAUUUGAUCUGGUUCCUCGGAAAUUUGAAGGCUUCCUUCUCAAGCGGCGGAAAUGGCCUCUGAAAGGAUGGCACAAGAGAUAUUUUGUGCUAGAGAAGAGUACUCUCAUCUACUCCAAGUCUGUAGCAGACUUGGCACGAGGGAAAGUUUUAGGGAAAAUGGACAUUGGCAUGUCUGUUAUAUCCACCAAAGCAAGACGGCGGCGUAUUGACAUAGAUGCAGACACCCUUAUCUUUCAUUUAAAGUGUAAGUCACGUGAAGUAUACCUGCAGUGGGUAGAGCAAUUGAAACAACACCGUCUCCACAAACAGCACCAGAUUCUUUAUAGUAAAGAUCAAGUAAAGCUGACUUCACCAACAUCACCAUCAGAUGACUCACCAACAGAUCCUUUAGUGCCUGGUGGACGAACAUCCCUGUCUGGUUCCUUACCUGGCUCGCAUCCUGGAACAAUGGGUCGUGAAGGCAAGUCCAACACUGGCACCACAUUGACUGGGGCUGCUGCGGGGGCAGGAACCCUUCGAUCAUGGCUAGUAGACAGCUCUGGAUUGGAUCAGUUAACAAAGGAUAUGACUACCACACAACACCAUGUGCAGCAGCUAGUCAGACUCCUUGAUAAUAUUGAACACCAAGAUGACAUGAGUCAUGGUGAGCCUGCAACUCCAUCAACCAAGUCCAGAAGAAAGUUCCGUUUGCGUAAACACAAGUCAAGCAAGUCCACUGGUGGAGAGAUAGCCAUCAACACAAGCCCAGGGAAGGGCACUCCAGACCAGGUUGAUGCUGUUAUGCCCUCAUUAGUAGGUGUUAAUAAACUUGUUGCUCUGUUUUGAAUAGAUAAUGACUCAUAGAAGAAACAACAGUAGGAGAUGAAUAGUUUCUUGCUAGAUAAAGGACAGUUGAAAAGCACAGAAGGAUAUAUAUAGAUAGUAGCUAAAGUACAGGCCAGUAGUAACAUUAGCCUACUGGACAAUUUCUCAGUGAAUGUUUAAUUUUAUAUGAUUGUAUAUUACAAAACUAUUUCUAUACCACAUUCUUUAAGUUGGAUAGCAUUUUUUCUUGGUACUUUGUUUAUAAGAUGAAAAAUCAGGGGUUUAGGAGUUAUGGAGAGCAUUUUCCAAAACCACUGCCAAUUCCCCAAGUUUCUUGAUUCAGGAAAGAGCAUACUCUUUAUGUGCCUUCACUCAACAAGCUGCUGCUCCUCAUCCAAAAUAAUAUAAUAAUA